AUGGCCGUAAACCGGUCCAUCUUCCGCCGAGUGCUGGCGGUAGCCGGGUCCGGUGGCGCCGAGCUGGUCCCGUGUCUCGCCGCGCUCGGGCUGGUGCUCCUACAGGUCGGCGCAGCAGUCAAUAUCUGGAACUCCCGCGAGCGAGGGCAGUUCAACUUUUCGCCGUCUUCGAGCUUAACGAUAUCCGAGUUUUUGAGGUUCUUGAUUGCGACACUGUUAUUGAAACGCGAGGUUCGCAGACGAAAUGCCAGUGCCGAAUACUCAUCGCUGGGCAACGGGUCGGAGGAUUUGGAUCUUGGCGGUGACGAGGAAGGACGGUCAUCUGGCGAGUACGCCGCGGAGAAGCUAUCGCGACAAGCUCCACGCAUGGGGGGUGCGAGGGCACUCUGGCGUUAUGUCUGGGGAGACACAGACUUGAGGUUCGGACUGAUGAGGAUUGCUUUACUGCAAAUGCUCAGUAACAACUUGCUGUUUCUCAACUACUUGGUCACCGACCCAGGCACUGUCUCCAUCACGAAGAGCGGUAUCGCGGUCGCAGCUGCUCUUGUCACGACGCCCGCCCUUGGACUUAGGGGCCCAAAGACUCGAUGGAUGGCUUUCUUGAUUCAGACGUCAGGCCUGGUACUCUCCCAAUUCUAUCCGCAACAUCGCACGAGGGCGUCGACAUACCAGCUUCCCCUCUACGUCAGCAUCGUCGGCCAAGCUAGCUUCAGUGCCUUGUCCGACAUUCACAGCGAAAAGCUUUUGAAGGGUACCGACCUCAGCCCGAACGGCGCAAGCAUUGUGCUGGGAGCUUUCGGUGCUAUCCUCAACUUGUUCGUGCACGCGCUUGUGCGACUAUACAGCUCCUUCGAACCUACUUUCUUCGGCGGCUACGACAGCAAGGGCUUGUCCGUGGUCUUUUUGACCACUUUGACGGCCUUGGCUAGUACUGCAGCACACAAGAAGGUCGACUCGUGGGUGAGAUGGUUCAUCAACGACAUCACUAGCGUCGUGUUGAUGCUUGUGUCCGCGCACUUCUUCCUGUCGCGAUACAGCAUGUUUCUUAUACCCGGCACAGCGCUCAUCUUCAUCGCUUCACUUGCAUACAUGAAGUAUGCCCCGUUGAAAGAGUACAUCAGCUCGUCUCCAGUGGAUGACUCCCCGAACACUUUUGCGCCGCCUCCCUCCUACAAGAAAGCUAAGUUCGGCCUUCUUACACUUGCCAGCUUUCUUGGUGCAGGCAUUAUCCCCUACGCAACCCUCUCCGAACUCCCGCAUACCCCCGAAUACCGACUCGUCAUGAGGGACGACACCGACGGACACUGCUCGACACCACCGGCGGAAAUCAUCACGCCGUUCACGGAUAAGCAAGAGCCGUACAAGAUCUCCACAGGACCCGGCAACCUCACCGCCUCACCUUUUAGCAACACACUCGCCAUGAUUCGCUGGAACGCGAAGCGCAUGGAGCGCGUACCCCUCCUUAUGAAGUACAAGCCCUUCUACCACACUGUCCACAUCUCCAUGCCAGAGAUGAUCGAGGAUAAGCCCGAAGACUGGCACAACCUGACACACUCUCAAUACGCGCAUCACGAGACGAUCUAUAUGCAAGUCGCCAGGACGAUGAAGCUCAUUCUCGACGAGCAACCGGACAUCGAAGGCCUCAUGUACUUCCACUUCGACUCCUGGAUCGACCCGAUGGCUUGGGUCGACGAGAACCGCGAGUCCAUUUGGUUCCCGACAUCUCACAACACGCGGCAAUUCGAGGGCGACGGCCCGCGGUACAUGUGUAUGACCGACUGGCAGAAGUUCCCCCAGUGGUGGGGAUGGUAUCAUAAGUGGAACGAGAAGGCUGUCACCGUCAACGGCGAGAUUAUCCGGAUGAACCGCGGCUACACGAUCGAGGAGGAUGAGUUCUGCGUGGGCUGGUCGGAUAUUUUCUACAUUCCCCGACGAUUCUUUGCCGACUUUAUUUUCCUGUCAUCCGUGUAUGGUUGCGCAGACCUGUUCCACGAGGUCGCUAUCCCGACGAUGCUCAAUAUCAUUGACCGGAGCCGGAGGAGCGAGAAGGCCAAAUUCCAGUCGGUAAUUGACCGAAUUGGAGAUUGCUGGGGAGGAUGCUGCGAUGAUUCGGCGACGGCCCAUGACGUCAAGUGGACAAGGUGUGGUCACAGGUUGAAUUACUUGAAUCAGGAGGUGAUUGAUGCGCAUUACAGCCGGUUGGACGAGCAAACUGCAUGGCUUGGCCAGGCUGAGAGACAAAAGUCUGGAGGUGAGAGGCGUUGA
Messenger RNA from Colletotrichum godetiae, 2265 nucleotides. RefSeq lists its product as uncharacterized. Gene Ontology annotation, cellular component: Golgi membrane. The transcript has 5 exons. Lineage: Eukaryota; Fungi; Ascomycota; Sordariomycetes; Glomerellales; Glomerellaceae. Gene Ontology annotation, molecular function: pyrimidine nucleotide-sugar transmembrane transporter activity. Gene Ontology annotation, biological process: pyrimidine nucleotide-sugar transmembrane transport. The coding region runs from base 1 to 2265 and encodes 754 amino acids. The record is from RefSeq and is a predicted model, not a curated record.